AUGAAGACAUACUCGCUAAAAGACACUCGGGGCCUGCUGGUUGCCGCCCUCUUUGCCGUAGCCCAACUUUCAGCAGGACAUUCCUGGCCCGAAGAAACGCAGCGUAUCGCACCAAACGGCACCUUCGUCGGCUCUCUCGGCUACCCCAGGAAGUGGAUUUUUGAUGACAAGAAUAAAGACCAGCGCAAUGAGUACCAAGUCAACGCUCAGGGGAUCCAGGUAGAGCUCGCUCCCAUUGUCAAACAGGAAAAGCUAGCCUUCACUCCUGAAACUUACAGUCCAGGAUUUAUGCCAAUGCUAAACGCUGCUCCCGGAGACUGGGUGGCCAUCAAAUAUAACGAAAACGGUCACGUUUCGCUACCAGAGACUCUUACGGACAAGAUUAAGCCCAUCAACCGUGGUACGAUUUACCUUUACGGAACGAACAUCAACGACCUAACCGAUGUCAAGUUCGGUGACGUUCACGGAAAAUGGACACCUGAUGGCACUGGCGGCAAUAAGAAGGGGAGACUCUUGGCUACCAGGCACUAUGACGAUGGUCAAUGUUAUGAGUUUUACAACGACGUGACCAGAGACCCAGAAGGCAUCAAGGGGUUUCGCAACACCACUUUCCCCGUACCCGCACAAGGACCGUCAUCAAAACUGAUGUGCCAGUCAGAUAUCAAGCUCCCGGAUGAUAUCCCCAUCGGACAAGUGUACACGAUCCUCUGGGUCUGGGACUGGCCACUUAUGAAAGAACGUGGUGUUGCUGUCGCCCCUCCUACUUUCCCCACUGACCCUAGUGUCAGUACUGUGGAGAUCUACACCGGAAUUGUCGAUAUCAAAAUCGUGGACCACUGCGACGCAAGCCUUGGUGAAGUUAAAGGUCCGGGAUGUUCCAAGGGAGGUGGCAAGGAUUUGGUUCAGUUUGAGCCCAAUACGAACUGGACCCAAGUUGCUAUCAGAAAGCAAAUGGAGAAUCUUUUCAUGGUAAAAAUGCCAGAUUCGGGCAAGCCAAUGAAAGAUGGCGUCAACUAUAACUCAUCUGACAUCCCUUUUUUCGACUUGGUUGGGGUGCAAGAUGUUCCUUUUCCCCUUCCAAAGGAGUGGAUGAUCAAGGCCUUGAACCGACACAACGAAGGCGGACCUGCAGGAGCCACUGCUACUGCUCCUUCUGCAACACAGCCCGCAAGCUCUCACACUGGUGGAGGGCUUGUUGGCGCCUCAUCUUCCACUGCUCCCGCCCCGACAUCUUCUGCAACUCAAACCGGAGGCCCUCCUGCCGGCGGUGGAAUCUUCCUCACCUCCGCCGCUCCUGCUCCGGCAACAUCUGCGCCUGCCUUAUCUGCGUCUCAAGCAUCAACCUCGGCUCCUACUUCGAUACUAGCCACUGCAUCUCAGGUAUUCAGUGUGUCCGCACCGGCUAGCAUCAACAAGCCAACUGGAGGAAGCGGCCAAAAUCUUGUCGCCGGAAAUACCAAAUUUGUGAUUGUCACGCAGACCAUCUCCAUGCCCGCGACCACCGUCUACAUAACUGAGACCACAACGACUACUGCCGCGACUGCGACCAUCUACGAGACCGCGCACAACCAGACUACGAGCGCUCCCAAGUUCCGUCGCGGAAAAGGCCAAUGGGGCUUUGUCAGUAGGAAUUGA
This is a messenger RNA of Sordaria macrospora k-hell, 1635 nucleotides long. RefSeq lists its product as uncharacterized. The record is from RefSeq and is a predicted model, not a curated record. NCBI's taxonomy places the organism in Eukaryota, Fungi, Ascomycota, Sordariomycetes, Sordariales, Sordariaceae.